AUGGAUGCACGAAAAGAGGUGCCAAGUUGUACAUGGGCAUUUUUCUCGGGCAAAAGUGGCGAUUAUACCGAGGUUGAGCAACAGGUGCACACUUUUCAAUUAGCGCUGGCAAGUCCCGUCGCGUUAGCCUGUAUACGGUCGGUGAGCUGGGCUGCCAUCUACUGCCGUCAUAGCCGUGUUGCGUGUCACCAUUUUUGGGCGUUCCUGAGGAUCUCAUCGAGAUUGGUACUCUAG
This is a messenger RNA of Plenodomus lingam JN3, 234 nucleotides long. The record is from RefSeq and is a predicted model, not a curated record. Lineage: Eukaryota; Fungi; Ascomycota; Dothideomycetes; Pleosporales; Leptosphaeriaceae.